AUGGCCACUACAACCGAUAUCCCCAACGACCUCCCCGAGAUCAAGCGCUACAUCACAACCCAUGAUCCUGUCACAAAGAAAGCCAUCAUCUCCCAUGCCAUUGCCCCAGAGCACAGAGUCGAUCCCGUCCCCGCUGCUGAUUUCCGACUUGGAUACGUCACAAAAGGAUUUCCCGUCGAAUUGAACAACGACGCCGACCUGCAAGUCUACAAGCCAUACCUGGAGAGUGCUCCAGGCCUCGUCGUUUCAGGAGGUACCGUCCUUCGUUUCGUAGACAUAAUGCCUGGCUACAUAUCGCCAAUGCACAGGACUGUGUCGCUAGACUAUGGCGUAGUCUUGGAGGGCGAGCUGGAGUUGGUGCUGGAUUCGGGAGAGGUGCAGAAGAUGAAGCGAGGCGAUGUUGCGAUCCAGAGAGGCACAAUGCAUGCGUGGAGGAACCCGAGCCCCACAACUUGGGGGCGGAUGAUGUUCGUGCUCCAGGAAUGCAAGCCGGUAGUACUCGAUGGAGAGGCUUUGAAGGAAGACUACGGUACCAUGGAGGGCGUUCCGCCGUCGACGUAG
Molecule: messenger RNA, 561 nt
Organism: Exserohilum turcica Et28A
Lineage: Eukaryota; Fungi; Ascomycota; Dothideomycetes; Pleosporales; Pleosporaceae
Exons: 1
Coding region: 1-561 (186 amino acids)
Source: RefSeq, a predicted model, not a curated record